Molecule: messenger RNA, 1412 nt
Organism: Glycine soja
Lineage: Eukaryota; Viridiplantae; Streptophyta; Magnoliopsida; Fabales; Fabaceae
Product: metalloendoproteinase 5-MMP-like
Exons: 1
Coding region: 153-1226 (357 amino acids)
Biological process (GO): extracellular matrix organization; proteolysis; collagen catabolic process
Cellular component (GO): extracellular matrix
Molecular function (GO): metalloendopeptidase activity; zinc ion binding
Source: RefSeq, a predicted model, not a curated record
AACUCAUGAACUUACUCAGUCCCUUCCAGCGAGGAAUUUGCAACGACCCUCAUCGAUUUUCCUCUAUAUAUAUUACUCCUCAGCUCUUUUAUUUAGACUCACACAAGCUCUAGGGAAUAAACCAAGAAAUUAUAUACGUAUACCCAUUAAUUAUGAUGAAAUCUUCUUCACAUCUUUCUGCAAUAUUCCUAUUGUUCUUUCUCCUUACUGCCCUAUCCCCUUCGGAUGGAGUUUCAUUCUCUUCAUUCCUAAAGCAAUUAAAACAGAAGCUGGAGAAGAGUCCCACCCUAAAAGAUUUCCUGAAACCCACCACUAUAGGGGAUAUUUAUUAUACGUUGAAUUUCACAGAAAUCUUCUCUUCCGAAGAGAGAAGCGCACCACCGGUGUCUCUCAUCAAAGAUUACUUAUCAAACUACGGCUACAUUGAAUCCUCUGGGCCAUUGAGCAAUUCGAUGGACCAAGAAACAAUAAUAUCAGCCAUUAAGACCUACCAGCAAUAUUUCAGUUUGCAACCCACCGGCAAACUAAACAACGAGACUCUUCAGCAAAUGUCGUUCCUACGAUGUGGCGUCCCCGACAUUAACAUUGACUACAACUUCACCGACGACAACAUGUCAUAUCCGAAAGCCGGUCACCGGUGGUUCCCCCACACAAACCUCACAUACGGUUUUCUUCCUGAAAACCAAAUCCCAGCCAACAUGACCAAGGUGUUUAGAGAUUCCUUCGCUCGGUGGGCCCAGGCCUCUGGGGUUUUGAAUCUCACCGAGACAACCUACGACAACGCCGACAUCCAAGUAGGGUUCUACAACUUCACUUACUUAGGAAUUGAUAUCGAGGUGUAUGGUGGCAGCCUUAUAUUUUUGCAACCCGAUUCUACCAAGAAAGGGGUUAUACUUCUCGACGGUACCAAUAAGUUGUGGGCUCUUCCCAGUGAAAACGGUAGGUUGUCGUGGGAGGAAGGAGUUUUGGACUUGGAGAGUGCGGCAAUGCACGAGAUAGGGCAUUUACUAGGGCUUGACCACUCUAACAAAGAGGACUCUGUUAUGUACCCUUGCAUAUUGCCUUCACACCAACGAAAGGUGCAGCUCUCGAAAUCUGAUAAGACCAACGUUCAGCAUCAGUUUGCUAACGUAGAGGACUCUGCAGGCCACGUAGGGCGUUUGGGAGUGAGUUUAAUUACCACUUUGUCUCUUGGAUUCGCUUACUUACUUCUCCUUUUGUAUUAAUUAGGUCUACUCGUGCGUCACGCUUUACCUUGGUUGUAAUAAUUUUAUGAUUGUUGAAUGUGCAUCAGUGCAUGUUCCCCCGCGCAUGAUUUCUUUUUGUUUUACUCGUACGUGUCGUUGUUUCUUAUUGGUCUUUGGACAUCUUGUAUAUCUUAAUAAAUAAAAGAUUGUUGUUUUUUUAUUUCA